CAUAUAUAUACUGUCGGCUGCAUGCGUUUCAAUUUGGUGCGUUGGCAGUGUCAGAGCUAUAGUCACGCGUUCAUAUAAAGAGUUUGGUUCUUUGCGCGCUCUUCAAUCCCACGCCUUCUCUUACCUUACAUUUCAGCCAAGCCUUUUUCAUCACCUGCAUGCCCACCAACCUACCUCUUAUUUUUCCCUUUUAGUUCUCUUUGCUCUUUCAUAAAAAGAUAAAUACAUAUAUAUAUAUAUAUAUAACUAUAAUUCUUAUGUGUCACUUACAUUCUGCAAAAUUCAAAGGAUAUAGAGAGAGAACAAAAGAGGGAUUACAUAAUUGAGUUAGAAAAUAUAGGAAUGAGUAAUGGAUGGUUGAUAAAAUGUUUGGUGGUGGUGAGUAUUAUUAUGAGAUGGGGUAGUAUUGUUAUGAGUGUAGAAAAUGUCACAUACGACGGGAGAUCUCUUAUCAUCGAUGGCCACAGACGACUGCUCUUCUCAGGUUCAAUCCAUUAUCCUCGCAGCACUCCUGAGAUGUGGCCAUACUUGAUUAAAAAAGCGAAAGAGGGAGGAGUUGAUGUGAUUCAGACAUAUGUGUUUUGGAACCUUCAUGAGCCCAAACAGGGAGAGUACGAUUUCAAUGGUAGAAACGAUUUGGUCAAAUUCAUAAAAGAAAUCCAAUCACAAGGGCUUUAUGCUUGCGUUAGGAUUGGACCAUUUAUUGAGAGUGAAUGGACUUACGGAGGAUUUCCAUUUUGGUUGCAUGAUAUACCCAACAUCACUUAUCGUACUGAUAAUGAACCAUUCAAGUUUUACAUGAAAAAUUUCACAACAAUGAUAGUAAGCAUGAUGAAGUCAGAGAGUUUGUAUGCUUCUCAAGGAGGUCCAAUAAUAUUGUCACAAAUUGAGAAUGAAUAUGAGAACGUAGAAGCAGCAUUUCAUGAACAAGGAGCAUCCUAUGUUCGUUGGGCAGCAAAAAUGGCUGUUGAUCUUCAAACUGGUGUACCAUGGGUGAUGUGCAAGCAAAGUGAUGCUCCCGAUCCCGUGAUUAAUACAUGCAAUGGAAUGAAAUGUGGAGAAACUUUCAAAGGACCAAAUUCACCAAACAAGCCAUCACUUUGGACAGAGAAUUGGACAUCAUUCUACCAAAUAUAUGGCGGGGAAACCUACAUAAGAUCAGCUGAGGAUAUUGCGUUUCAUGUGACACUUUUUAUUGCAAGAAAUGGAAGCUAUAUCAAUUAUUACAUGUACCACGGUGGAACAAAUUUUGGAAGAACUAGUUCUGCAUUUGUCAUAACAAGUUAUUACGAUCAAGCUCCUCUUGAUGAGUACGGUCUUUUACGACAACCAAAGUGGGGUCAUUUAAAGGAGUUGCAUGAUGUAAUUAGAAAUUGCUCUAAAACUUUACUAGCGGGAGCACCGACAAAUAUUUCCUUAGGCCGAAAUCAAUCGGCAUAUAUUUUCAGUGAAGAAGAAAGAUGUGUGGCAUUUCUUAUAAACAGUGAUAUAAGAAAUAAUUAUACAGUAGAAUUUCAAAAUCAAUCAUACAUGCUGAUGCCAAAGUCAAUAAGUAUUCUUCCAGAUUGUGAAAAUGUCAUUUUCAACACAGCGCAGGUAAAUACGAAUUCCAAUAUGAGAAUUAGAAGACCAAUUCUAAGGUUUGAAUCAACAAACAUGUGGACAAAAUAUAGGGAAGUUAUUCCAAAUUUUGAAGAUACCAAAAUAAGAGCUAAUACACUACUUGAGCACAUGAAUAUGACCAAAGAUGAAACAGAUUAUAUUUGGUAUACUCUGAGGUUCGACCACAAUAUUUCUUCAAUUGAAGCAAUACUUCAUGCAGAGUCUCUUGCACACGUGGCACAUGCUUUUUUGAAUGGGGUCUAUUUGGGAAAUGCACAUGGAAAUAAAAGUUAUAGUAAAUUCAUCUUGGAGAGUCCUCUUAUUCUUAAUGGUGGAAUAAAUAAUAUUUCUUUGCUCAGUGUUAUGGUUGGACUUCCGGAUUCUGGUGCUUUCCUAGAAAAGAGAAUUGCUGGGUUAACUAAAGUAGAAAUUUAUAGCAAAUCUGGAAAUGAGUCUUACGAUUUUACAGAUUACGAAUGGGGGUAUCAGGUUGGACUACUUGGGGAGAAGUUGCAAAUAUAUAAAGAACAAAAUUCGAAUAAUGUAGAAUGGAAUAAAUAUGAAGACCCCUCCAAUCAUACAACACUCACUUGGUACAAGGUUGUAUUUGAUUCGCCAACGGGAAACGAUCCACUUGCUUUAAACCUUAGUGCAAUGGGAAAAGGUGAAGCUUGGAUCAAUGGAAAUAGUAUUGGCCGUUAUUGGGUUUCAUUUCUUACUGCAAAGAACGAGCCAUCACAAUCAUUGUACCACAUUCCUCGAUCGUUUCUCAAAGAAUCAGAAAACCUUUUAGUAUUGCUUGAAGAAAUUGGUGGAAAUCCUCUUCAAAUUACAUUGGACACCAUUUUCGUCACUGAUUUGAAUGAGCACAACUCUUUUAAUCACAUUCCCCAAUCAUUCUUUUAAUGUUGAAAUAAUUUGUUUGUCUUGCAUUUUUUUUUAUAAUAAAUGAAUCCAGUUACUAUUAAAGUAUAAGUUAAUGAAAAUAUAAUUCAUAAUAAUAUAUGUAAGAAGUUCCAAUGUGUUUCUUUUUUA
Humulus lupulus (European hop) is the source of this 2637-nucleotide messenger RNA. RefSeq names its product beta-galactosidase 6. Gene Ontology annotation, molecular function: beta-galactosidase activity. Gene Ontology annotation, biological process: carbohydrate metabolic process. NCBI's taxonomy places the organism in Eukaryota, Viridiplantae, Streptophyta, Magnoliopsida, Rosales, Cannabaceae. The record is from RefSeq and is a predicted model, not a curated record. The coding region runs from base 343 to 2508 and encodes 721 amino acids. The transcript is spliced from 18 exons. Gene Ontology annotation, cellular component: vacuole; cell wall.